Messenger RNA from Ambispora gerdemannii, 279 nucleotides. Lineage: Eukaryota; Fungi; Glomeromycota; Glomeromycetes; Archaeosporales; Ambisporaceae. The record is from the annotation of a GenBank genome assembly.
AUGUGGAUUUAUAGUGCAACUCUUAAUGAUAGGUUAAUUCGCGAUAUUAAGGCGUUACUUGCUGAGUACACUAGCAAAAGCAUAGAUGCAGGAAUUACUUGGGAAUAUGAGAAAAAACUAGUUAAUAACAAUGCUUACAAUUGGAAGAACCAUUUCUGCAUAGACUUUCCCUAUUUUCAACAAAAAGAAUUCCUUCUUAUUAAAUUACCUUCAUUAAACGGCCAAUCUAGCUCUGGUUCUUCCUUCACCCCAAUGAUACAAGCAUCUGAAAUUGUAUGA